Emericellopsis atlantica is the source of this 895-nucleotide messenger RNA. RefSeq names its product putative chitosanase. Bases 84 to 848 code for a protein of 254 amino acids. The transcript has 3 exons. The record is from RefSeq and is a predicted model, not a curated record. Gene Ontology annotation, molecular function: chitosanase activity. NCBI's taxonomy places the organism in Eukaryota, Fungi, Ascomycota, Sordariomycetes, Hypocreales, Bionectriaceae.
GGGGUCACCUCUUUAGCUUGGCAAUCCAAUGACACAACUCACAAAAGUAUUAGGUCUUCUAACGAGCCCAAAACUUUUCAAUAAUGGCAAAGUUUCAAGCGUUCUCUAUAUUCGGGCUGCUGGCAACGGUGUCCGCCCGUGAUGUUCCUGACAAUGUCCGCAACUUAUACGACUCCAUUGUCAACCAGGGCCAAGGCGAGUGCCAAUAUGAGCUCCAAGGCGGCUUUCUUAGCGCCGAUGAUGGCGAAUACAGCUAUGGGUACUGCGGUGAUCAUUUGGACAGCAGCGGCAUCAUAUACCUUCAAGGCAAGGGCGGAAACCUUGCCAACAUGGACAUUGAUUGCGACGGCAUUGCCAAUGGCGCGGGCGACGAUGGUCGCUGCGGAAAUUCCGAAGACACCCAGUACCAGACAGCGUUUCAAUACACUGUCUCCUCCUACAGCAAUGGAGUCAGCGACUUGAACGCCUACGUCCACGAUUAUAUUGUCUUCGGCAACUAUGGCAGUGCCGAUGGUUACACGACGUUUGACCCGCAAGAGUAUGGCGUAAAGCCCCUCAGCAUCGGGGCUGUUGUCUGCGGUGAUAAGCUUGUGUACGGAGUCUGGGGUGACACCAACGGCGAUGAUGGAAAUCCGCUUGUCGGCGAGGCUUCCAUUUCUCUUGCCACACGAUGCUUCGGUACCGAUGUGAAUGGCAAUUCCGGCUACGACGGCCAGGAUGUCCUCUACAUUUUCUUCACGGGAGAUGAUGCUGUUCCAGGCGAACAGGCGGACUGGCAAGCGGACAGUUCGGAUGCAUUCCAGGACAGUCUGCAAACGAUUGGUGAUAGGCUCAUCGCGAACCUCUGAGCGAGGGCCACGAACAUUCCUGUGUUUAGUUAGCACCUUCAUUAGAC